GACGGCACUACAACUUCUCUCCAUGGUGGAAAGUCAUAUCUCUAUCUCCUUACUUCUGAGGCAAGAACACGGAAGGGACAUAUUCUGUUUGAUCUAGCUUAGUUUCAACAAUGGUUUUUGUCAUCAUCGACCUCCUGAUCUUAAGAGUCAUUGUUUCUUGCAUAGGAGUUAUUGGUAAUUCAGUUCUCAUCCUCUCCACUUUUCAGACCAAAUUCUCACGAAUUAAAUCCUUUGAGUUGUUUCUUUUGGCACUGGCUUCAGUCAACUUGGAGGAACUUCUUAUCGUGAACAUCUAUGACCUUCUCAUCUUCCAGACCUCCAUCGUCAAAUCCGGCACUUGGAUGUGUCGCACAUUUAAGUUCCUGACUAUGUUUGGUGAAAGUGCCAGCAUCCUCAUGACUGUCCUCAUCAGCAUCUUCCGCUACCAGAAGCUGAGAGAUGCCGACAAGAGGGUCAGCCUGCCAAUCUAUCUGGAUAGCAUCAGGUCAGCCUUGAUGAUGAUUGGCAUUUGCGUGAUGCUCUCCACGCUACUGUGCAUCCCCACUCUUGUCAUUAGGUUUCCAGGACCUGAAGAAAACAUCACUCGAAAAGGUGGCUGCCCUCCAGACUUUUUCCAAUGCAGUACAUUUUUUUGUCCUAUAUUCAACCGCUUUUACAAGUACCUGUUCCUUGUGUCAUGCAACAUGGUGCCUCUGAUCAUCGUUACAGUCAGCAGCUGGCUCAUCAUCACAGUGCUUCUGAAACAGAGGAAGACUGUGACAACAGUUGUGAGCGUGAGCGGGAGUGGGUCUAACCAGUACAGCAGAAGGAGCAAAGGUCCAAGGCUCCAUCGUAGCACGAUAGCUGUACUGGGAGCUAUGGCAUUGUUUCAAAUCGACUGGACUCUCUAUCUGAUCUUCCAGCUGACUCUUAGCCCCACCAAGUUUCCUUUUUGGGCUGAAAUGGAGUUCUUUAUCUCAACUUCUUAUACAGCCAUCAGUCCGUAUGUGUACGGGAUCGGGAAUAACCUGUUCUCUCUUAAGAAUAUAAUAAAGAAGUAA
Messenger RNA from Larimichthys crocea (large yellow croaker), 1040 nucleotides. RefSeq names its product olfactory receptor class A related 6 (gene ora6). Bases 111 to 1040 code for a protein of 309 amino acids. Lineage: Eukaryota; Metazoa; Chordata; Actinopteri; Sciaenidae. Gene Ontology annotation, molecular function: neuropeptide binding; somatostatin receptor activity. Gene Ontology annotation, biological process: cellular response to estradiol stimulus; neuropeptide signaling pathway; cellular response to glucocorticoid stimulus. The transcript has a single exon. The record is from RefSeq and is a predicted model, not a curated record. Gene Ontology annotation, cellular component: plasma membrane; neuron projection.